This is a messenger RNA of Cryptotermes secundus, 2823 nucleotides long. RefSeq names its product limbic system-associated membrane protein. The transcript is spliced from 11 exons. Bases 223 to 1554 code for a protein of 443 amino acids. Lineage: Eukaryota; Metazoa; Arthropoda; Insecta; Blattodea; Kalotermitidae. Gene Ontology annotation, cellular component: neuron projection. The record is from RefSeq and is a predicted model, not a curated record.
CAAGUCAGCCCCAGUAGCUGUGUGUCGCGUGUGCCGGACGGUUAAAAAGUAGCAACCUCUCCCAAAGAAAUCAGUGGUAUAGCAAAUAUACUUGGAGAGCUGUUCUGAAAGGCUUUGGGUUUGACGGGGGUGAUGACAAGGCAUUGUCCUCCUGUGGUGACGUGACAUGAGCCCAGCAGUGACUUAUUGGUGCGAAAUUUGUAGGACGCUCGACACGCUGUCAUGGCACAACUUGGGAACUUAGUGAUGACAGCAAUCAUCGUCAUCAGCACAACACUCGGCAGACGAGUCCGUAACUUGGAUACCAACGGGAUCCCCACAACUAUCGAAGAGUUUAACAACGGAUUGUUCCCGAGGUUCGCUGAGCCCAUCCCCAACGUCACUGUGAGCGUGGGAAGAGAUGCGCUUCUGGCAUGCGUCGUCGACAACCUCCGGGGGUACAAGGUGGCGUGGGUUCGAGUGGACACGCAGACCAUUCUCUCGAUCCAUCACAACGUGAUCACGCAGAACCCUCGCAUCUCUCUGUCGUACAAUGACCACCGCUCCUGGUACCUGCAUAUCAAGAACGUACACGAGGCUGACCGAGGCUGGUACAUGUGUCAGGUCAACACAGAUCCCAUGCGCAGUCGGCAGGGGUACCUCCAGGUCGUAGUUCCCCCAACCAUAGUGGACAAGGACACCAGCACCGAUAUGGUUGUCCGGGAGACGGCAAACGUGACUCUCACGUGCAAGGCCACAGGGUACCCUGAACCCUACGUCAUGUGGAGGCGGGAAGACGGGGAAGAUAUAUUCUACAACGGCGAAAAUGUGAACUAUGUGGACGGUGAAGUGCUACACGUUGUACGAGUCAGCCGGCUCCACAUGGGGGCGUACUUGUGCGUCGCGUCCAAUGGAGUGCCACCUUCAAUCAGCAAGAGAGUGGAGCUUAGAGUUCAGUUUCCGCCAAUGCUCACCAUAGCGAACCAACUGGAGGGGGCGUAUCUCGGUCAGGACGUCUCUCUGGAAUGUCUCUCUGAGGCGUAUCCCGCAUCCAUCAACUACUGGACCACAGAAAGGGGGGACAUGAUCGUCUCGGGGGACAAGUACGAAGCUGUAUCAACUGACAACGACUACAAGAAAUACAUGAUGCUGAAAAUACGCAACGUCAAGCACAAUGACUUCGGAUCUUACAAGUGCGUAGCCAAGAAUUCACUAGGCGAAACAGAUGGGAUCAUAAAACUAGACGAAAUUCCAGCGCCAACGACCACCUCCACGCCAACAAUUUCAUCUGUAACAUUCCCCACAACUAGGAAGAAAGCUCGAGGAAGGGGAAAAUCCUGGAAGGACCGUAUGCCAGAGAACCAAAUUCAGAGCGACUUCGGUCUCGAGGAAUGGCGUGACGCAGACUACGAUAUGGAUUACACACUACCCUCGAUGGGGCCGCAUCCCGCCAGGCAGCCCCCUGGAGCUUACAGCUCGGCAUCAAGACCAUCACCAUCCUUGGAGCGAGACAUCAACCUAUGGUGCGUGGUGUGGCUCCCGGUGUGUGCUACGUUGUUACAAGUCUACAGCUGACUGCACAGCGCUUCCAUAGACUACUGAACAGUCUGCUUAUGCACACAAUACACCGUCACCACAAUCUAGCACAGCUGGCGGGAAACUCGUUCGUACGGAGAUUAAUGUAGCUUCCUCGUUGCCAGUGCAUUCCGAAAGGGGACAAGAAUAUGGGAGAGUGUUUUCGUGACUGAAUAGUAUCUAAAAUGAAACAGCCCAUUUCCAUUAUUUAUAUCAGCGUGUAUGCGUUUAAAAUGAGAAAAUGUAGGGGCGACAAUGGGAGCCCUUUGUUACCCAACCACAGACGGACAUAUAUUAUUAUACAAAUGGGGCUUAUCUCUGCCAUUGUUCCGACGCAUAAAAUAACACUGUAUACGGAAUAUAUAAGGGAAGAUGGCGGGUGAAAUGAAGAACCAUUUUUCAACAUAUGAAUUUAGUGAUGUGUGCUUGUGAAGUUCAUUAUACUUCGUAGGAAGAGGAAACAGUGAUAUGAACAAUUCACGGAGAGAAAACUUCGAUAAGUAAAUUUAAUAUAAACGUGCUCAACUGUAAGAAAUUGACAAGGAAAUUAUUUCAACAAAUACUCUACAUCAGCACUGUUCCACGCGAGAGACAAACCCAGCUAUACUGUGCACAAUAAGAUAAUCUAACCCAACCCUUUUCAUUACAUGUAGCAGUUCCUCAUAAUGGUAAAAGUCAUUGUAGUUACGAAAAGGAGUCGAAGUGUAAGAGGACUUAGGUAAUUAUUGUGAAAAGCAUUAUCGUUAAUAAAGAAUUACCUUAGCUUCGUGUACAUAUGGAGUAUAAAGAAACAGCAUAUGUUCACUCAGUGUCAUACAUAUUACUUAAACUGAUGCAAGGAUUAAGGCAUCACUCCUGGUAGUUGGGAAGUCGAGAAACAUCUGGACAGUGUAACACGUAGCCCGCGACAUACGUACUAGGCUACGUGUCCUUGUGAAGGAAAGGAGACCUACGUUACACUUCCCGUCAGAAAUAUUACGGACUCAACAAGAGGUAUUUAUAAACUGAAGACAGGCAAAACAUUUAAGAAUACAAUAUUUUAUUUCUACACAGAAUUGUACUGUAUGUGGCACAACAUAUUCAAAAUAUGAUCUGCCGUCUUCAAUAUUUUCAAGGAUAGAAAUAAAUGUUCUUGCUGUUGCAGUUUUCAAGAUGAAUUACAUAUUUGUAUUUCACAAAAUGUAUAUUAUUUAGUGAAAACUACAGCCCAUAUAGCACAUAAGAGAAGAUGCAUGUUCGAACAUAGUUUUAUUAAAUCGUGCCAAAACG